CAGCACUUGAAGAUCGAACAGUCGACAACCUCUUCCCCAACGACGUCUUCCGCCUCCAUUUUCGUAUCCCAUCUCCACGUCGGAUAUCAUCUUCAAAAUGUCUAACCCUGAGCUCGCUGUUUCCUAUGCCGCCUUGAUCCUCGCGGAUGACGGUGUCGAGAUCUCGGCCGACAAGCUUCAGGCCCUCUUGAAGGCUGCCAACGUGCAAGAUGUUGAACCAAUCUGGACUUCUCUUUUCUCUAAGGCUCUCGAGGGCAAGGAUGUUAAGGAUAUCCUAACAAACGUCGGCUCCGCCGGUGCUGCCGCUCCUGCUGCUGGUGUCGCUGCCGCUGCUGGUGGCGCUGCUCCCACCGAAGCUGCACCAGCCGCCGAGGAGAAGAAGGAGGAAGAGGAAGAAUCCGACGAGGACAUGGGUUUCGGCCUUUUCGACUAAGCGGCGCACCUUCGUUUUUUUCCUUGUACACAAUAUUCCAAAAGGGAUGCACGUCUUGGGCGCAUGCGGGCAGUUCUGCUACGAUUUUCCGAUGGGGAUCAUAAGAGGGCCAAUUGUCGGGUAGCACAACAUUUUCAUAUUAUGAUAUGAUUACUUGUUUUAUGUCAUGUCGUUAUGAGCUAGCACUAUCGCCAAAUAAAAGUGAAUGUGCACCGUC
Molecule: messenger RNA, 650 nt
Organism: Coccidioides posadasii C735 delta SOWgp
Lineage: Eukaryota; Fungi; Ascomycota; Eurotiomycetes; Onygenales; Onygenaceae
Product: ribosomal protein P1
Biological process (GO): translational elongation; cytoplasmic translation
Cellular component (GO): ribosome; cytosolic large ribosomal subunit
Molecular function (GO): structural constituent of ribosome; ribonucleoprotein complex binding; protein kinase activator activity
Source: RefSeq, a predicted model, not a curated record